Molecule: messenger RNA, 3802 nt
Organism: Schistosoma turkestanicum
Lineage: Eukaryota; Metazoa; Platyhelminthes; Trematoda; Strigeidida; Schistosomatidae
Source: the annotation of a GenBank genome assembly
GGCAACUAUCAGUUUUUUUUCACAUCAUGGCGAAUAUUUGAAGAUUUCCAAUAUUCAUUGAGCUAACUUCAUUAGCGCGCUCAACAACAUGGAUUAUAUAACUAUUGUGAUAUUAUAUCUUACCGUUUGUGGAAGUUUGUAUUUAUGUUACUGUCUACGUUAUACUAUGUUGGGGCACGUUUUGAAAUUUCUACUUUGGAAACCAUUGUCCAUAAUCUGGGCAAUUAUGCCAUUUGCAGUUAGAAAAAUGAUUUCCGAAACAAUAGUUUGGUUCUUAUUUGAAAGAUAUGGAUAUAUUAACUUUGGUAUAUUUAAAAUUAUAUCUCCACCCUUAACACAUGUGAAUUCAUUUCGUACCGCUGAUCCAGCUACCGCUACUACUACUACUACCACUGUCCUAGGAUCUUCUAUGGAAAUACCGGACAAAUCAGAUAUUCAUCUAACACCUAGAAGAGCUGCAGCUGAAAAAGCUUUAGCUGCAACACGUCGUGCUAGUAGUUCUCAUUCUACCAGUAGUAGUACUACAUUGCCUGUUAGUUCAGCAUCUACUACACCGCUGCCAACUCCUCAUUUUAUUGUUAUUGGUGCUGGUAUUUCUGGUUUGAUUGCAGCAAGACAAUUGAAUUAUUUUGGUGCUAAAGUCACUAUAUUGGAAUCUCGUGAUCGUGUUGGUGGUCGAAUAUGGACUUAUAGAAAAGGUGGAUAUCAUUCUGAAUUGGGAGCUAUGGUUGUCACAGGUUUAUCUGCAAAUCCUGUCACAAUACUGGUACGUCAAUUAUCAUUGAAUUUGAUUCCGAUUAAUACUGAUUGUUCAUUAUACGAUCCACAAGGUCAUUUAAUUAAUCGUGAUCUUGAUGAACAAAUUGAAGAAGAAUUUAAUCGUCUUCUUGGAACAGCUGCUUAUGUAUGUCAUACAAAAGGAUUAGAUUCAUUAGUGCUGGAUUCAGGUAUUGAACUACCAUUAUCAUUAGGUCAAGUUGUGGAAUUGUUAAUUAAAUAUCAAGAAAAGCAUAAAAUACAAUUGAAAAUUACCCAUCGGAAAUUAAUCUCACAAUUAUUAGAUCGUAAAAAUUCUCUAUUAGAUCAGAUGGUUGUUGAACGUAAAAAUAUUGAAUUAGCUUAUGAAAAAUGGCAUUUAGCCUCUAUUGCAUUGAAUAAUAAUAAUAAUAAUCAUCAAUCAUCAUCAUCACCAAUUCAUCAGCACCAGCCUCAGCAUCACCAUACACAACCGUUGAAAGUACAAAAUUCUACACCAACUAAUAAUAAAUCUCGUCUACGUAAUGAUUCUUCUGCAUCAUCAUCAUGUUCACCAUACUCGAGUAGUACAGAAUUAGAUGGGAAACAAUUAUUGUUGGAAUCUGUUUCAUCGAAUGGUUCACAAAAAUCAACUGAUAGUAGUAAUCCAAUCAAAUCGUCUACUACUACUACUACUACUACUGAUCCAUCUCAAUCUCGUCCUUCCCUACCAGUAUUUAAUGUGAGCGCACAAUUUGAAGUACGUCAAUUACUUAGUCAUUUACAUGAAGCAUGGAAAAAAUUUCAACCAUUACAAACUGCAUUGUCUCGAGUUAAUAAACAAUUAGAUAUAUUACUUCAAGAACCACCAAAAGAUGUAUAUUUAACCAAAGAAGAACGUUCUAUACUUGAUUGGCAUUUAGCUAAUUUAGAAUUUGCUAAUUCCACUGAAUUACACAAUUUAUCAUUACGUCAUUGGGAUCAAGAUGAUUUAUUUGAAUUAAGCGGUGAUCAUUGUGUAAUACAAGAUGGUUAUGGACUAGUAACUGAUAAUUUGGCACAUUUUAUUACAACUGGUCAAUCAUUAAUAUCAGGAUUAAAAUCACGUGAUCAUAAUCAUUUCACAUUGGGAGCAGCAUCAACAACGGUGACAACAACACCGACUAGUACUGCUACUACUGCUACGACAACAGCACCUUCAUCAUCAUCAUCAUCCUCAUCAUCAUCAUCAUCAGCGUUGACUUUAUCCAAUUAUAAACUUGGUCCUGGUCAUAUUGAAUUGAAAAGUACCGUGAAACGUAUUUGUUAUUCAAAUACAGGUGUAAAAGUCGAUGUACUCAAUUCAGCUUUAAGUCAAGAUGAUUUAAUUGAAUAUGCAGCGGAUGCAUUAAUUUGUACAUUACCAUUAGGUAUAUUAAAAGAAAGUAUUCAACAAAAUUGUAGUGAAACAAGCCAAAAUCAAUUACAAUCUAUAAUGAUGACAAAUGAUGAUACAUCUAUGCAUAAUAAUAAUAAUAAUAGUAAUAAUAAUUUGACAAAAUUAAUUGUACCACGUUUUGAACCAAAUUUACCUAAUUGGAAAAUUUCAGCUAUACAACGUUUAGGAUUUGGUGUAUUAAAUAAGGUUGUACUUAUAUUUGAAAAAAGUUUUUGGGAUCGUUCACAUAAUUUAUUUGGACAUGUGAAUGAAUCAACGAAUUCACGUGGUGAAUUAUUUUUAUUCUGGUCAAUUACAGAUAAACCUAUAUUGAUAGCAUUAGUUGCUGGUCGUGCUGCAUGUGAUUUAGAAGAUGAGAUAACAACUUCACCUAAUUCUACUACUACUACUUCUACUACUACUACCACUACUACUACUACAACUACACGACGUAUAUCACCUGGAAGUAAAAAUCAACAGUCUCUAGCUAAUAAUAAUAAUAACAGCAACAGCAACAACAACAGUACUAGUGCAACAUCAACAUCUUAUCUAUUAGGACGUGGAUUAAAAGAACCAAUUGUUACACGGGCUAUGCAAGUUCUACGUGGAAUAUUUGGUCAAGAUGGUAGUAGUAGUAGUAAUAACAAUACAAAUAGUACUAAUAAUAACACUACUACUAAUAUCACUAAUAAUACUACUAAUAACAACACCAAUAAUAAUAAUACUAAUAGCAAUAAUAAUUGUAAUGGUUUUAUCACAUCACGUAAUAAAUCAGUAUAUGUACAUAUUUAUGAAUAUGAUCAGUUUAUUUAUUCACCGAAAGAAUGUCAAAUAUGUUGUCAUAUAAUUCCAGCUAGAGCGAAACAUUGUUCUCGAUGUGAUCAUUGUGUAUUUCGAUUUGAUCAUCAUUGUGUUUGGACAAAUUGUUGUAUUGGUGGACAAAAUCAUGGCCUAUUUUUAUCAUUUUUAUUCUCUUUAUGCUUAAUGAUUCUUAAUACUUUAUGGUUGAAUUGUCGUAUGCUUUAUUUAUUCUCUAUUCAUGAAAAUUUAUGGCAAGCUCAUUAUUUAGAUGAAUAUGAUCAAAUGCACCCAAUGGAUUGGUUCACAUUGAUACAACAUUUAUUCAUGACAUUUCCACGUGUUCUAGGCAUGACUAGUCUUCUAAUUGUCACUGUCAUCUUACUGAUGCAUUAUUUCACAUUUCAUAUAUGGCUUAUUCUUAUCAAUUCUACAUCAUAUGAAUAUUUUCAACGAAAAAAAUUGAUUCGCUAUCGUGGUGAUCAUGAUGAUCAUGACGAUGAUGAUGUGAAGAGUCGGAAGUCAAUCAAUAAGAACAGGAGAAUAUGUCAUGAUACUCCUUCCUCGCCUUCACGUUCUUCGACCUUGUUCGACACUGACGAAAUGUUGUUAUCGACCAAGAUAAAAUCAAUGACUCCUUCUACCAUAACGCGACAACAACAAUCAAAAUGGAAUCAACAAUUGAAACAUCACAAUUCUUCAAUACGCACAAAUCCGAAUUAUAAUUGUAAUUUUUAUAAUAAAGGUAUAAAAAAUAAUUUAUUAGAAAUAUAUUAUUCAAUGAGUACAUCAAAUUCAUUAAGAGAAUUAAAACAUCGUUUACCUGUACAGAUGGCAUUUAAAACUCGUUGA